GAUUCCGGAAGCACAUAUCAUAUAUGCAUGGAUAAGAAACUUUUUUCUACCUACCAAGCCAAGGAUGGAGGUAUUGUUCGAGUGGCUAACAACACUGUGAGUAAGAUUGUUGGCAUGGGAACAGUACGGCUGAGAAUGGAAGAUGGAAAAAUUUUCACGUUGGAUGGAGUCCGACACGUGCCAAGACUGAAGAAGAAUCUAAUUUCCUUAAGUAUGCUAGACAUGAAAGGUUAUAGCUUCACAUCUAGCAAAGGAAAUCUCAAAGUCAUCCAUGGAGAUACGGUGAUGCUACAUGGACGACUGGAGGGGAAUCUGUACAGGCUUGUGGAGAAGGUUGUGACAGACGGAGCUACUGUCACUUACCGGGCAAGACGUACAAGACAUGCACAGAAGAGACAUAGGGCCCAGCAGACAUGGCAACCAAAGUGUACAAGAACGCAUGGAGGCAGUUCGGAGGUGCACAAGACGGAGCCAUUGCGGCCAAUUUUAAAGACAGCUCAGAGCAAAGAGACCAAGACAGCAAAGCAUGUCCUAGGGAAGAAAGUUUCUUUUGCUCCUGAAUUAGAGACAUAUUGGGAUCUCUCCAAGACUGGAUGGAAGGGAGAGAUGCCAUCUCAAAGAGUUGCAAAGUAAGCUUUGCAUGGCACCCCAGUGAGGGGGUGCCGGGCACUCCAGGCAGGGGGUGCUAUUAUGGAUCACCUCAUAUGGGUUGAGGAGGU
Messenger RNA from Camellia sinensis, 719 nucleotides. Lineage: Eukaryota; Viridiplantae; Streptophyta; Magnoliopsida; Ericales; Theaceae. The record is from RefSeq and is a predicted model, not a curated record.